AAUAACAAAUGUAUAAAAAGUAAAAAGCAAAACAAAAAAUGAAAAUCUCGUAGAAUAUUGUGAUUUCUGUGAAACAAAAAUAACAAUGUGCUUGAAAGACAUAAAAAGUAAAACUUUGCAUUAAAUAAAAUAAAUCUUUGUCGGUCGCGAAAAGUGCGAAAACGUUUACCAAAAAAAUACCGAAAAAAAAGUACCAACAAAAAAGAACUGCAAAACGUAUGUGACGUUGUAGUUGUCACAUAAGUUACAUGCGUGUGUGGGUGUGUGUAUAAUAUAUACACCCAUAUACACCUCUAUAUAUCUGUGUGUGUUUCUAUAUGUGUGUGUGUGUGUUUGUCUUGCUGUAUUUAUUUGUAGCCCUGAGAUCUGAGCAAUUAACUUAGUGUUCUCGUUGUAAUUUAUUGUUAACUCAUUUGCCAAAAUUUUUGCUCAAUCUCUGUUUUUGUCUUUCGUUCGCGUAAAGUCGUUUUUCAACAAAAUUUCAAUUAACGAAAAGUAGAAAACACACAAAACAAAAAAUAAAUAAUAAGCAAGACUGUAUAAAAAAGAAAACAUAAAUAAUAAAAAUACAAUGAUGAAGAAUAAAUCGAGGGAAAGAAGUCCGUCUAACAGAUGGGCGUCAAUAUGGAGUCCGAUGAUGGCAGCUCCAGCUCAUCAUCAGAAUCAAACUCACGCCCAACGACGCCAGCAGAGGAUGCUGUUGGUGGCCAAGGUCAAGGUCAAGGCCAAGACGCUGCCGGCAAUGACAAUAAUGGCGACGAUGGUGCAGCAUCCUUGAAAGAUGCCGCCAUGAAUAGUCCAGCGCAAUCGGUAUCGAGCAGCAGCAGCUCAUCGAGCAGCUCCAGCUCAAGUCGCAGCGAUCGAUCGAAAGCGAAAGGCUCAAAGAAAAGCUCAAGCAGCAGCAGCGGCAGCGACAGCAGCGGAUCAAGCAGCAGUAGCUCCAGCGAUGAUGAUGACGAUGACGAUGAUGAUGAGACAGCAACGUCAGCAGCACAAGCAGCAGCUGCAACUGCUGCAGCGGAUGCGGCGCCAGCAACAACUGCAUCCAAUGGUGGAGGCGAUGCUGCCACUGCUGCAAAGGCGAACUCUGCAUCGCCCAGGCAAAAAUCGCGCCCUAGCUCGACGCGGAGUCGGAGCAAUAGUCCAGAACAGUUGUACAAUCAGGCGGCCGUUGAUCUUAACAUAAGUCACGAGGAUCUCAGCGAUGUGAGCGACAUUGAUAUGGAGAAACAGGCGCCGCCGUCCAAGCAUGUUUCGUCACGGCACAACGACGAUGACAAUGAUCGCGAUCGUGAUCGUGAUGACGAUGAUGAGGAGGGCGCCAUCUCCAAUGAUUCGCUGCCAGCUGUCUCGCAAAGAUCUCCUGCGCUCAAUGGCAAAUCACGCAAGUCGCCCAGUGAUUCGCAGGGUUCGGACACCAAGGCCAGCAGCAAAGAAAAGGAUGUGGAAAAGGCAAAUGGUUUAGAUGAUCUGGUGGUGAAGCCACACGAUGAUGAUGCUCUCGACUUUGAGGCCGAGGAGGGUGAAUGUCCUGAUCUGAGCAAAGAGCUCGAUGCCGAACACGAGGCGGAAAGCGGCGCCAAUGUCGAUGGCAGCGAAGCCAACAGCAAAAAGGCAACAAACACAGCGAAGAAGGGUUCAACAGCGUCCAACAAGGAUGACGAGGGCAAACUGAGCGAAGCCGAUGGUGAUGGCGAUGGCGAGGUGCGUGACGAUGACAACGAUGGCGACGAUGAUGAUGAGCAGCGGCAACGCGAUGCCGCCGAGUCGGCAAAGAAAAAGAAAAAGGAUGAGGAGCUGGAGGAGGGCGAGGUGUCCGAUGAGGACGAGAAACGACCCGAGGAAACGGAACCGAAGCCUGUCUGUCGCUUCUAUACGCGCGGCCAAUGCACCUGGGGCAUGAGUUGUCGCUUCCUGCAUCCUGGUGUCACCGACAAGGGCAACUACACGAUGUUCGAGAGCCUGGUGCGUUCGGUGCCCAUGCAGAGCGGCGGCAGCGGUGGCGGUGGCGGCAGUGGUGCCGGCUCCUCGCGUGCCCCCAGCAACAGUGCCUACAGCAGUCACAUGGCUGGCGGCGGGUCAUCCGGCGCCUCCGAUUAUCACGACUAUCGCAACGAGCGACCAGCUGCACUGCAUCAUCGCAGCGCCGCCGGCAUGCAUCAUGCGGCCAUGUACGGGGCCGGAGCGGCAGGCGGUGGCGGUGGAGGCGGCGGUGUUGGUGGCGGUGGUGGACAUCAUGAUGCGCGCAGCGGUCUCCUGCUGCCUGGCGAUGUGCCCGUGGUGGUGGAGAACGCUUGGGAACGGGGACUGCGCACCGCCAAGGAGAUGAUGCGCAAGGCGAACAAACGCAAGGAGCAGGACAUGGACUUUGAGGACAAGAAAAUGAAUCUGACACUGUCGCCCGACGAACUCGAGAAGGAUCCCUACUAUCUGAAGGAGCGCGGCAGUUCACCCAGCGUCGGUCGCGAUCUGCCACCCAACAAUCCCAUGCCCCACGGGAAUCCCCGGGCGCUGUUGCCCUCGGUGUAUUCGAUGUACGGCCAGCCACCGGAUCGAUAUCGGGCACCUUAUAUGCCGCCGAUGGCAUACGAGGAUGUGGAUGCCUACGGUCGGAUGGCGAGGUACCGAGAGUUGCCGCCCCAUCGAAUGCCACAGUACGAGGAUGAUCGACGUCUGAGGCCGACCCGCGAGGUGAUUGUGCAGCGUGUCGAGGCGGUGGGACGGGGCGAUGAGUGGAGUGAUCCGUGGAUGCGAUCGAAAUCGAUUGGUCGCGGUGCAUCGUACGAUCGGGAGGAUCGCCGGCGACGCGAUCGUCGCAGCUACAGCAGCAACUCAUCCUAUUCCAGCUCGAACAGUUCACAGAGCGAUUCCAGCUCCGAUUCGUCGCGUUCCAGCAGCGCCUCGGAUCGCAAGCGCCGCUAUUCGCACAAGCUAAUGUCCGGCUCCUCUGCGCGCCGCCAUGCAGCCGGACGAUCCGCGCGAUCGCCCAGUCAAAUACCACGACGACCCAGGAGAUCGCCAAAGGGUAGCGCCUCGCCGCCUUAUAAGCGAUCGGCCAUGGAGAAGCGUGCGGCCGGAGCACACAGUCCCGCCUCGAAGCGCAAGAAGCUGUCGCCAGCGCCUAAGAAACUGGAUAAGCUGAGGCGUCGUCGCAGCUCUAGUUCAUCGGAAUCGGAUACAUCGUAUUCAGAUUCGGAUUCGGCGUCGUCGUCAUCGGACAGUUCGUCGGGAUCGCGGGAAACGCCACAGAAACGUGUUCGUGCCACAGACAAGGCGCUCAACGAGCGCAAACUAAUCAAAAAACCCACGGAACAAGCGGCCAAGAAGCGUUCACCCAUUUCCAUUGAGAUUAAGAAGCCAUCGACUAUGGUGGGCGUGUCGGCGCUUGCAUCGCCAACAAAUUCGCCCGACUCCGACAAGGACAAUGGCAAGGAGAAGGAUAAAGAUAAGGAUAAGGACAAGGACAAAGAGAAGGACAAGGAGAAGGAUAAGGACAAGGACAAGGAUGGCAAGAAAUCGCGACGCGAGGAGCUGCUUAAACAGCUGCGUGCUGUCGAGGAUGCCAUCGCCAAGAAGCGCUCCAAAUUGACCUGAUGACAACAACAAGCACAGCAUCAACAUCAGAUACAAGCACCGAUUCAACAACAGCAGCAACAUCAACAGCAAGAACAGAUUCAUCUUAAGAUAAACAUACGGAUACAGAUACAGCUCCCAAUGAUGAAUGCUCCUCAACAAUCGCUUUUUUUCCUUGCGUAUUUGUGCUGACCAACUUGGUGGUCAGCUUUUGGACUUGUUCCAUCUGCAUCUGUACUAUCAUUAACAAUCGCUAUCGGCAUCUGCAUCAGUAUCAGCAACAACCUCUCAUUGAAAGCGAAGACGACGAAGAUGAAGAUGAAGAUUAAAGAACACACAUUUCACACAUCGCGCAUCAUCGAUAUAUUGUGUCGAUUGGCCGUUACAAAAAGUGAAACAAUUCAAACGAUUCAAUGCAUUUAGAUUUUAAUUAAUUCUCCAUUAUUUACCAUCGCUCUACAAGUUUUUUUUUCGUCAUUUUAUCGCGCUCCGUUUGGAGCCGGACAGAACGUACACUGACUAUGAUAACUAUAAUAUACACACACAUGUAUAGGUACAUAAAUAAUAAUAAUAAAAAAAAACAACAAAUGAAAGAAAUUUCAUAUUCAUAA
Messenger RNA from Drosophila sulfurigaster albostrigata, 4184 nucleotides. Its product is annotated as zinc finger CCCH domain-containing protein 18. Bases 613 to 3594 code for a protein of 993 amino acids. Lineage: Eukaryota; Metazoa; Arthropoda; Insecta; Diptera; Drosophilidae. The transcript has 6 exons. The record is from RefSeq and is a predicted model, not a curated record. Gene Ontology annotation, molecular function: metal ion binding.